CAACAUAUUAAGUUUCGAGCCAUUGUGAUCCGACGCCUGGUUUUUUUGCUUUAAAUUGUGCUUCUAGGGAGGCAAGGGUAGCCCAGUGACCGGAACUCAGAGUGGAAAAGAGUGGAACGUCUUGCAGUGUUGGUUACAGGACAGUCACGAUAGCUUCGACGCCGGAAAAUUGUUGCGGCAUUGCGGAACGGAAUUGCUCGUCCACAGCCUUUCCGUCUCGGUAUAUGGUGACCGAUCGUUGUCGGUACCACGGAAUAUCUUUCACCAGCGAUUUGCCUCUGGCGCAAUUUGGUUGGCUUGGAGACGGAAGGUCGAGUAAGGGCGGGAACGCGGAUUGGAGGCUGCCCCCCCCCCCGGGUGACAGGUCACAAUUUGGCUUGCGUUGUGGCAAGUUGGGGCAUUCCUGCCGUGGCUACUCGAGUGGCAGGAUCUUCACCUGUUGGUGCGUUCUGGGAAAAAUUGAUGGAUUAGUUAGUCAGGUUCAGCCUGUCUAA
This is a messenger RNA of Tuber melanosporum (Perigord truffle), 494 nucleotides long. RefSeq lists its product as uncharacterized. The transcript has a single exon. Bases 225 to 494 code for a protein of 89 amino acids. Lineage: Eukaryota; Fungi; Ascomycota; Pezizomycetes; Pezizales; Tuberaceae. The record is from RefSeq and is a predicted model, not a curated record.